Messenger RNA from Cuscuta epithymum, 409 nucleotides. The record is from the annotation of a GenBank genome assembly. NCBI's taxonomy places the organism in Eukaryota, Viridiplantae, Streptophyta, Magnoliopsida, Solanales, Convolvulaceae.
GUUUACAGAAUACAGCAAAAUGAUAUACUUGGACUCGGACACGCAAGUGUUCGAAAACAUAGAUCAUCUGUUUGACCUACCGGAUGGGAAUCUAUACGCAGUUCCCGACUGUGUGUGUGAGGAAGACGGGCCACCCUGCCCAGAGACGCUCCCCUGGCCCGAAGUAUUGGGGCCCAGGCCUGCCUUUUAUUUCAAUGGAGGCAUGUUUGUGUUCCAGCCCAUCCUUUCCACCCACAACCAGCUUUUGAAGACUUUCAAAGCCACCCCUCCUACUGCUUUCGCAGAGCAGGACUUCCUAAACAUGUUCUUCAAAGACAAGUGCAAGCUCAUCCCAUGCGUGUACAACAUGAUGGUCAACAUGUUGUGGCGCCAUCCAGACAAAGUGCACCUCAGCCAAGCCAAAGUUGUU